Molecule: messenger RNA, 2511 nt
Organism: Aspergillus novofumigatus IBT 16806
Lineage: Eukaryota; Fungi; Ascomycota; Eurotiomycetes; Eurotiales; Aspergillaceae
Product: pentatricopeptide repeat protein
Exons: 2
Coding region: 1-2511 (836 amino acids)
Molecular function (GO): protein binding
Source: RefSeq, a predicted model, not a curated record
AUGCCUCUUCUCAAUAGGUCCCAGAGCUCACCCGACGCGGGAAUCCGUCCUUUGCAGGCACCGGAUACUUACUUUUCCCGCAAUUCCCGCUCGAUGCCCGUCUCAGAUACGCCCUCAUCCAGCUACAAUGCCUCUAUCAAAAGGCUCGGAUAUCGCCGUAUUCGUCCCUCCGUUGCAUCUAUAGCCGACAUUUUCGUCAACUCCUUGGUCAUGGCGAGUUUCUGUCGCGAUCACUCUCCCCGCAACAGAGGGCUUUCUACAAUGGCUGUCAAGACUUCAACCCAUAAUAUGGCUCGUAUGAAGGGAAAGAGUCUGGCAACCAUCAAGCGGCUCACGUCUGGGAAGCGCCCGGUCCCCUCAAACUCGCCGGUAGAGUGCUUUGGCUUUGACAGAUUGCGGACGCAACGAACAUUCAACUCGGGUGUCGUGCAGAAGGUUAAGGAUGAUGACCAUGGGGAAGGCUAUGGGACUCAGAAGAAUGUGUCAGGCUUAGACCAACGGGCUGAAGACCUCGAAGCAGGUCGAAAUCAAGGUCAUAAUAGCCAGUCAGCAUUACUUCGCUCGAAGAGAAAGUCAUUCCUCGAUGAUAAUGGCCCUUCAAAAGAACCCCAUCCUAGCGAUUCGGACGAAUUCGUUUCCAACCAAAGGAGAGAUCAGUUUGAUGCACUGGAGGGCCCUAUUCAUCUUAUAGAGCCACUUUCUCCAAAAGAAUCAGACGCCUCGAGCUGGGCGGCGCAUCCUAAACAGUUGGAACAUUUAUUAGACCCGAAAGCGUCCGAGCCCGAUGCGGACUGUUCAAAGACUCCAUCACCACCUCUCAAAGUCGAAAAAGAUACCAACAGAGACGCCAUUGAAUUUCAAGCUGUUGAGAGAUUCCUUGAGGCGGUCGAGGAUCCUAAAAAAACAAAUCAGUAUAUCUUCCGUCUCUACAGAGACCUUCCGUCGCCCGGUGUGGCGCACCUUUCGAAGCGCACCCGUGGUCUUCUUUUGCGUCGAAUGUCCCAGCCUCCCAAUCGUCGUUGGGCUGACGCACGCCGCUAUCUAGCUAUAGUGGAAGAUAUGAUUGCUGCUAAGCUUCCAUUGUCACCCGCUUUAUGGACAUCUGCUAUUCACCUGGCAGGAAGGGCGAUGGGCCAUGUGAAGAAACAAGAUCUCGUUCGAUCGAUCGGCAUCUGGCAGCAAAUGGAACACUUGGCUGGAAUCGAGUCCGACCCGGUGGUUUUCACUAUUCUAUUUGAUAUCGCCAUCAAAGCGAGUCAGUUCACAGUGGCGGACAGGUUGCUUCAAGAAAUGUCAAAGCGCGGCAUUGAGUUUCGACGUGCCGGCAAGGUCUCGAAGAUUUACUAUUAUGGAAUGCUGCGCGACGUCAACGGUAUACAUCGGGCAUUCGAUGACUUUCUAGCAGCAGGGGAAAUCGUGGAUACGGCGGUCCUCAAUUGUCUAAUAACAUCGUUCAUCAGGGCUGGUAAGAUCCGGAUCGCGGAAUCGCUGUACGAACGGAUGAUGCAGGCGCAGGCGGCUGCUCGACUAGCUGGAGAUACUGAUCACAAGGGGGUGUCGUCGACUCACCAACCGGCGCUUGCUUCGGAAUUGGUGUUGUACCGGAAAGCAGCCAAGGAGCUCAAUCGUGCUUUUGAGAUGGCAGCUCGUAUUAAACACACUUUGCCAGCACACCAUCGCGCCCUUCAAGAGUCCAUCCCGAUGAGCCCGGACACGCGAACAUUUCACAUCUUUCUUUCUUACCAUGCAAUUCACUCGGGUAACCUGCAAGCUUUCUCGAAGAUCAUUGAGGAUAUGGAGAAGACGUUCGCAAUUCCACCUCGCGGUAUGAUAUAUCUGUUACUUUUCGAAGGCUUUGCUCGCCAUGGCAGAAAGAAGAAGGGUUGGACCGCGGAUAAGUUACGGUUCGCUUGGCGAUCAUAUGUUCGUGCCCUUUACGAGUCACGGACAAGGCUGAAUGGCGACUUCUCUAUCCAUCGACCUGCUCUUACUUGGGAGAACCCAUUGAAGGCUGACUCCCCGACUGUAAUGACAGCGUUGGCGGAUUCUUCUCGACCCACAGUUGGCUUGUACACUCCACUACCAUCAAGCACUGGCGAGACCAAGGCUGUUUCGAACGAUACCCCAGAAGAAAAUGAAGUCCAAGAUAACAGCCAACGCAUGGACGAAAAAGAAGAUGAAACAAACGAUGGUGAACAGAUUAUAGAGCUCGACGAUGGUAUCGAUCUCGACGUUGACGACCUCUUUCUCGCCCCAACAGAAAGCGCGCCGAGUGACUCGGACCCCAUGGAGCAUGAACUUGGGCGCCGGAUCGAGAACGGGGUAUUCCUGGGCCGUCGAAUGAUUCUGCUGAUCAUUCGGGCAUUUGGCACCUGCUGUGGGCCGGAAGAGGUGAUGGACGUCUGGUUGUCACUGGAGCGCAUCUGGCGGCCUCAAAAACGAAAGUCGCUGGAUGUCCUCGCCGUCAAGGAGGAGCUUCGCAAGUAUAUUAAAGACCUUACUGGGCGCUGA